Neolamprologus brichardi is the source of this 5939-nucleotide messenger RNA. It is a transcript of the gene psd2, whose product is annotated as pleckstrin and Sec7 domain containing 2. The record is from RefSeq and is a predicted model, not a curated record. Lineage: Eukaryota; Metazoa; Chordata; Actinopteri; Cichliformes; Cichlidae. Gene Ontology annotation, biological process: regulation of ARF protein signal transduction. Gene Ontology annotation, molecular function: guanyl-nucleotide exchange factor activity.
CGUCUCGUUCACACCGCGCUCUAGCCACGGGAGAGGGAUGGUACUCCCGAGCGGUCCGAGGAGCGGGUUUAGAGUUUCUCAGCUGCCACUCAAAGCACGCAUAAGCUCCACACUGGGGAGGAGACGGGCAGGACGCCUCCGUUCAUCCGUCCAUUCAUCAGAAUUAAUCCGGACCUCCCGCUUUCCCCUAGCAGCCUGAGCAGAGGCGCGAGACGACACCACGAGCUGCUUCGGUUGGACGUCAACGUCGGUCGCGCGAGCGAGAAGGGGGGCAGCUGAGGAAGGGAGAGAAAAAAGAGCCCGUCUGUCAGUGUGUGGCGUGUGGAUGUAGGGGAAGAGAGUGGGAGAGAGGACCAGUGCCGCCGCGCAACUCCCAGCAUAUUUCAGCAUCCGACUGGAUGCAUUUCACCGAGGAUACAUCCAGAUUUAAGGUUUAAUCUGCAUCUUUUGUCUAAGUGGAGAGUCACCUAUCCCCUGCAGAGAAGGGCACCAUGACCCAGGAGGGGCAGGCUCUGCCCUCUCCCACCCCACCAGAGAACCUAGUAGAGCCCAGUACAAGCACCACCACUGACCCACCCAAAGAGACACAUGACAAGACAGAUGAGGACAAGGUGGAUGCUCGGGCAAAGGAUGAGACAGAGGAAGGAAAACAAGAAGAAGACGUCAGGGAAAGUGAGGAGGGGGAAACACAGAGAGAAGUAGAAGGGAUGGUGGAAGUGGAAGGUGAUAGAAGAGAAGGGGAGUUGAAAGAGGAGUGUGAAGAUGGGGCCGGGGAUGAGCAUCAGCUGACAGAAGGAGAGGCGGAGGGGGAGAGGGAAGGGACGAAGGGGGGAGGAUGUAUAAAUAUGGAGGAAACCUUAACGGGGGAGGAGACAACACAUGAGGCGGAGGAGAUGAAAGAGGAAGAGGAGGGGAAGGAAAAUGAAGAAAUUCACCCAUGCACAGAAGAGGAGGCAACUAAUUCUCAACAAGCUGGCCGAUUGGCAAACGGUAUAGCUGGGAAUGACGAUGAAGAUGAAGUAGGUGAAGAGGACGAGGGGGGAGAUGAGGGAGCGAUACAAACACACUUGGACACUUUCAGCUCUAAAUUUGAGACAACUGUAGAACAGGCUGACACCGAAGUGGAGGAGGAGGAGGAGGAGGAAGAGGUCCAAAAAGAAGGUGAUGGCAGAGAAAACCAGGACAGUUUCAGCUCAGCUUUUGAACAGAUUGUCGAGCAGGUCGAUGUUCAGGAUGAAGAGGAGGAAGACGAGAGAGAGUUGGAGGAGGAGAGGGAGAAAAGUAGGGUGGACAACAAAGAUGGUUUCAGCUCCACAUUUGAGCGCAUCGUGGAGUCUGCCCUGCUCAGGGGUGGGACCUGCUACAGCAGCCUGGACUCUCUGGAUGUUCUGUCACUCACAGAUGAGACAGACAGCUGUGUUAGCUUUGAGGCGCCACUGACACCGCUCAUCCAACAGAGGGCACUGUUACAAGGUCCUGAACCUCUGGAGCUUGAGUUGGCAACAGUUCAGGAGCAAGAAGGGGCUGAGAUUGGAACAGAUGCCCCAGGGCCUGAACUCGGGGCUGGGGACAGUGCUGGAGUAGGAGCAGUGGCUGGAGUAGGAGGAAGCCCGCUGAGGACCACCAUACCUGGGAGCAGAUCAGAGUUUGUGUUGAGCCAGCCUGGACGCUGGGCCAUUCCUAAUGGCUAUCACACAGAUUGCCAGGGAGACAUGAUUAACUCUGUCAGUGAUGCCAACCUCACAGACGUGCUGUCUGACUCAGAGGAGUGUGAUUUGGGCAGUCUGGAACACGGGAGCACGGAUACUCUGGCCAAUGGCUGCCGAGCUGACUGUGAGGCUGCGAAGAGGCUUGCCAAGCGCCUCUAUCACCUCGAGGGCUUCAAACGUUGCGAUGUGGCCAGACACCUGGGCAAGAAUAAUGAGUUCAGCCAGAUGGUGGCAUCAGAGUACCUGAGCUUCUUUGAUUUCUCUGGCUUGUCGCUGGAUCGCGCCCUGAGGAACUUCUUAAAGGCCUUUCCACUGAUGGGCGAAACCCAGGAGAGAGAGCGGGUCCUUGUCCAUUUCUCCAGACGCUAUUGCCACUGUAACCCCCAGACACCCACCUCUGAAGGUCAGAGCUGUGAAGAUGGAGCCCACACAUUGACCUGCGCCCUCAUGCUGCUCAACACAGAUCUGCAUGGACAUAACAUUGGGAAGAAGAUGUCCUGUCAGCAGUUUAUCAGUAAUCUAGAAGGUCUCAACAACAGCAAAGACUUUCCCAAAGAUUUAUUAAAGGUUUUGUAUAACUCGAUCAAGAAUGAGAAGCUUGAGUGGGCAGUUGAGGAGGAGGAGCUGAGGAAGAGUCUGUCAGAACUGGUGGAGGAGCAAUGUGAGGGCGGGAGUAAACGUGUUGCUAGGGUAACGGACGGCAGUAACCCUUUCAUCGCCAUUCCCAUUCUCCUAAAUGCCGUCACCUACAAGCAUGGCGUGCUGAACCGGAAAAGCCACGCCGACAUGGAUGGCAAACGCACUCCAAGGGGUCGCCGAGGAUGGAAGAAGUUCUAUGCAGUUCUGAAAGGGAUGAUCUUAUAUCUCCAGAAGGAUGAGUACAAGCCAGAUACCGACAUUUCAGAGGUGGACCUGAAGAACGCAGUGCGGAUCCACCACGCUUUAGCUACUCGUGCCACUGACUACAGCAAGAGAGCCUACGUACUGAAGCUCAAAACCUCAGACUGGAGAGUCUUUCUGCUGCAGGCACCGAGUGAGGAGGAGAUGAUGUCUUGGAUCUUCCGGAUUAACCUGGUGGCAGCGCUGUUUUCUGCCCCAGCCUUCCCUGCUGCUAUCGGCUCCAUGAAGAAAUUCUGUCGGCCCAUCCUGCCGUCCUCAUCCACCCGACUGAACCAGGAGGACCAGCUGCUGAGUCACGAGAACAAGCUGAAGCAGAUGAGCCUGGAGCUGGAAGAACACCGGAAAAAUCUGCCCUCAGCUGACCCAAAAAGCCGAGAGUGGGAGGAGUACCGGCUCAAAGAGCACUACCUCGCAUACGAGAAGACUCGGUAUGAGACAUACAUCAGCCUCCUGCAGGCUAAAAUACGCACAGAGACGGAUGACCUUGAGAAGAUUGAGGCCAGUGUGAUGGGCGGCCUGAUCAUGGAGGGCGGUCUGGCCGGCCGAGAGUGUCACCUCCGCAAGACGCAGUCCUCGCCGUCCAUCAGUCAGACGCACGGUGGCCUGAACGGGAGGGCAACUGGAUGCGCCAUCCCAGGAAAGAGGAGCUGAGGAAAGAAGACCAAAUGCCACAGCCCUCAAAGCAGCAUCUCUUCAAGCCAAACUAGUUAAAUCCUACAAGUCCUUCUCGGAUUUGCUGUUAGCAUUUUAUUUAUUGUGCUCCAUUCUUUAGUAAGCCAUCACUAUCCUUCCCAGAAUUUAUCAACCGUGAUGAUAAGUUCCUGUAAUGAGCAAUAGAUAAGAAGAGCGUGCCCUUGAUACCCCACCACAAGCGACCCUGCCAAACUUCAGUUCUUUUAACUUUUGUUAUUGCACAUUACAGCGAUCAUAACUGUGAUCACUAUUUAUAGCAGCAUUGUCAGUAUUAAUUUUUGAACUGAGAGUGAAGAGUUGUCUUUAGUUGAAAUGUGUUUUUUAGUUGUGAGCUGCAGUAGUUUAUAACCUGUCGAUAUAAGACUGCACAGACACAGACUGGUUUCCUUUGCCUUGCUCCGCAGCCUGGGAGUCAAGCAGUGAUUGAGAUGGACAUAGUACAGAUGGUACUACUGUAGCAUUUUGGCUUUACUUCAACUCGCGUUUACACACUCGGCCACUCACAAGCCUGUGUGCUUUAUGGACCUACAAUAUUGUUGGAGAAUGGUGUCUGAAGAUGCAACAUAUCUGUCCCGGAGAUAUAGGAACUCGGAGAAGAACUCAGGAGGAUCAGAUUCCUGUAUAGCAUAUUUAUUUAUUUAUUUAACCUUUAUUCACCCCAGCAAGGGUUCCCCUCUAAACAUUCACACAUUUACAUACAUUCACAUGUGAGCAGGAGCUGCCAAGAGGAACCAUAGUUUAAACUGUUCACUGAGCUGCUCCACCGGAGGAACUGGAGGUUGAGUGCCUUACUCAAGGGCACCUCGGCACUAGCUGUUGAGGGAUUUAAAGAAUACUGUUACUUGUCAGAGAUCAAACAUGUGUUCCUGUGAUUUUUGAGCUGCCGCUUCCCCCCUCUAAUACUAACCUGUGUUUAACUGUAUGUUUCUGGAGAGGGCAAAAGCACUGUGCCAUGUUAUCCACUUACUGCUCUUUCUGUACCAUGACUGAGUAAACUGAGCUGCCAGAACUCAUAUGUAACAAUAUAUGGUUGGGCAUGAGGUUUCUGAAGGGCUGAACAGGAAAGUGUGGGUGGGCUGGUGUGUGCACAUGCAUGUGUGUGUACGCGUGUGCAUUGGCGUGCUUUUGAAAGUUGCUCCAGUUAAGAAUUUGAACUUGUAGGCGACAGGAAGAAGUAAAUAUAGCAAGGUCAUGUUAUUUGUAUAAAGAUUUUGUUGAGCACAUUGAGAGAAAACAAGCCGACAGCCUUCUGCUGAAUAGCACUGCCGGCACAGUCAGGCCUGGAUCUCUCAAAAGCAUCUUCAGGACAAAGCCAGCCACGUGAUAAAACGUGUUUUUAACUCUUACAAAGUCUGACUGAUCUCUGCUCUGAUUUAUAACAUGCUACAUGGACCUAUUGCAGCGUCGUUUGCCCUGUUAUAAUUUUGGGAAUUUGACUUUCUGUUGCCAGGCUUCUUAUUAGAUGAAGAUGUUUUUGGGAAAGCAGGGCCUGACCGAUUUCAGAUGGAGGCUGGUUGACAGCAGAGCAUAGCAGCAGGACUGCUCUAGCGUAGUGGGUUAACGUCAGGUAGGCUGACAGCAUGCUGGAUAGGAGAGGGGAACGGCAGCAAAACAACUCCACCAGCAAAGUAGCCAUCAAAACACCCUCCGCAUGGGUGAGAAGGAGCUGAUGGAGGAGAGACUUGUUUUCUUAGAAGAAACUGGUUUGGUUUACUUAGUACGACCAUCUCUGCCAGCCAAGAACAGGCAAAAUGGACAUCCAGCACACAUUACUCCAAACUGAGGAAAACAACAUAAUGAGGCCGAUUCUUCUGGAAGGAGGACUUGUAUAAGGUUGUGGGAAAAGGACAUAUGGUGGUAUCACUCUCUGUGAGCACCUCAAUUGAUCCUAUAUCCCCCAAACACACACACACAUACACACGUUCUCUUUCUGUGUGAUUUGUUACGUAAUGACACAACUGUAGAUCAGUGAGUUCAGCGCCCCCCUCACACAAACACAGUGUGACUCAGAAGCAUGUAGACAUAACCAGGAUUGCGGAUAUUGAUGGGAGGAACAAUUAUAUCUUUGGCUCCGGACACAUUGCUUCUGUUGCUACGUACAUUGUUUUAAUAGAGACUGAUGGGAUCUGAGAUCCUUUUGGGACUUUGCUGGAAACCUGGAAUCACAGCUGGAAUCCUGGAACCUGAUUCUUGUACAGACCAAAAUGCUGAAACAGGAGCGGAGCUUUCAGAGAGGAAGUACUUUUUCUAAAGCUGUAUUGUUAGGAUAAAUACCUGCUUUCUUACAGGGAGACUUCCCCUUAUAGUCACUUUGGCUGUUGUGCUAACCAUUGUUUCCCAAUGUUCUAGGUUAGGCCUGUGCUGUAAUAUAGGGUUGUGGAAAAAAAAAUAGUUGAUUGUUAUGUUUUAUUUAAGUAAAAAAAAAAAAAGACAACUUCGGCACUUUGAUGUCAGGAUUGGAUUUUUCUUUUUGUUUGUAUAUCUGAACUUUUCUGACAGGAUGCUCAUACUAUGUAAAGGACAUAUUUACUGAAUAUUUAGUCUGUGCUUCAUAAAGUAAGCUUUUAUACAGAUUGAUUGUGGUUGUAAUUUAUAAAACUGUCAAGACUAAAACAAUGAAAAGCUAAAAAAAAAAAA